Molecule: messenger RNA, 707 nt
Organism: Rubroshorea leprosula
Lineage: Eukaryota; Viridiplantae; Streptophyta; Magnoliopsida; Malvales; Dipterocarpaceae
Source: the annotation of a GenBank genome assembly
GGUUAAAUGCUAAAUUUGGUCCCUCAACUUUAGUGAGUUGCACAUUUUUUAUCCCUCAACAAUUUUUUGCACUUUUUUGAUCCCUCAACUCUAAGAAAUGCACUCCGUUAGUCCUUCUGUUAAUUUCGAUCGUUAACUCGCUUAUGUGAAAUGGAUGAUUCUAUUGAAUGUGGUAUAUACUUGAAUUAUGGGGGCAAAUUUGUUAGGGACCCAACAAUUUAAAAUUGUGCAAAAGGAAGAACUGAAGAAGAUGUGAUCAGUGGUGAUGAGUAUAUUGAUGUUCCAUGGUUAACCGACAAAGAGGAUGAGGAGUGGCAAGCAACAAGGAUUCAAUACAAGGAUAGUGUUAAGUUAUAUGGAGAUGAUGCUGAUAUAGAUGGGGCUUUAUUUAAUCCAACUGAAGCAUUUGUAGAUGAUGGCCUUAGUGAUUCAAUUGAUUAUAAUGAUGAGGUCAACUUUGUUACAACUAGUGAUGAUAGUGAGGCAGAGGAAGCAAGAAGAAGGUGAUCACUGCACAAGGUGUUCAAUGACUCCAUUGUCAAUCCAGAGUUUGAAGUAGGAAUGAUUUUUUUGAGUAGGAAGCAAUUUAAAGAUGUUGUUGUAGCAAACUUUAUCUAUGUGAAAAGAGAAACAAUCUCGAAGAAUAAUGAUAAAAAAAAAAAAAAAAGAGUAAGGGUUGUAUGUGCAAAUAACAGUUGCAAUUGGGC